Molecule: messenger RNA, 1928 nt
Organism: Marmota flaviventris (yellow-bellied marmot)
Lineage: Eukaryota; Metazoa; Chordata; Mammalia; Rodentia; Sciuridae
Gene: Dbr1
Product: debranching RNA lariats 1
Biological process (GO): mRNA splicing, via spliceosome
Cellular component (GO): nucleus
Molecular function (GO): RNA lariat debranching enzyme activity
Source: RefSeq, a predicted model, not a curated record
GGGAGCAGAGCGCUGCUUUGAGUUGCGCGCUGUCGGGUCUCUGCCGCAGGCGGUCUCCGGUGCUGAGGGCGGUGCUCAGCGCCCCAGGCCGGCAGGAUGCGGGUGGCUGUGGCCGGCUGCUGCCAUGGCGAGCUGGACAAGAUCUACGAGACGCUGGCACUGGCCGAGCGGCGUGGCCCUGGGCCCGUGGACCUCCUUCUGUGCUGUGGCGACUUCCAGGCUGUGCGCAACGAGGCCGACCUGCGCUGCAUGGCUGUGCCCCCCAAGUACCGCCACAUGCAGACCUUCUACAGGUAUUACUCUGGAGAGAAGAAGGCCCCAGUUCUUACAGUCUUCAUUGGCGGAAACCAUGAAGCCUCAAAUCAUUUGCAAGAGUUACCCUAUGGUGGCUGGGUGGCACCAAACAUUUAUUAUUUAGGUUUGGCUGGUGUGGUAAAAUACCGAGGUGUAAGGAUUGGUGGAAUCUCUGGUAUCUUUAAAUCUCAUGACUAUCGAAAAGGUCAUUUUGAGUACCCCCCUUAUAACCCAUCUACAAUAAGAAGUAUAUAUCAUGUGAGAAAUAUUGAAGUCUAUAAAUUAAAACAGCUGAAGCAGCCUAUAGAUAUAUUCUUAUCUCAUGACUGGCCAAGAAGUAUUUAUCAUUAUGGAAAUAAGAAGCAACUUCUUAAGACCAAAUCUUUUUUCCGACAAGAAGUGGAAAAUAACACAUUAGGAAGUCCCGCUGCUUCGGAGCUUUUAGAGCACCUAAAACCUACUUACUGGUUUUCUGCACACCUUCACGUGAAAUUUGCAGCCUUGAUGCAGCAUCAGGCUGCAGAAAAAGGACAGACUGCCAAAGCAACCAAAUUUUUAGCCUUGGACAAGUGCUUACCACACAGAGACUUUCUUCAGGUAUUAGAAAUAGAACAUGACCCCAGUGCUCCUGAUUACUUGGAGUAUGAUAUUGAAUGGCUCACUAUUCUCAAGGCUACUAACAAUCUUAUUAAUGUGACUGGAAGCCUAUGGAAUAUGCCUGAAAAUAAUGGUCUGCAUACAAAGUGGGACUAUAGUGCAACAGAAGAAGCUAUGAAGGAAGUAUUGGAAAAACUGAAUCAUGACCUCAGAGUUCCAUGUAACUUUAGUGUAACAGCUGCUUGUUAUGACCCUAACAAGCCACAAACACAAAUGCAGCUGGUUCAUAGGAUCAAUCCUCAGACUACUGAGUUUUGUGCCCAGCUUGGCAUCACAGACAUUAACGUCAGCCUCCAGAAGGCCAAGGAAGAACAUCAUUUAUGUGGUGAAUAUGAAGAGCAGGAUGAUGUAGAGAGUAAUGACUCUGGAGGGGACCGGAGUGAAUACAAUACAGAUACAUCUGCCCUAUCCUCUAUCAAUCCAGAUGAAAUAAUGUUAGAUGAAGAGGAGGAAGAUGAUGAUAAUAUUGUAAGUGCACAUAGCGACUCGAACACACCAUCCAUAGAACCUUCUUCGAAUCAAGGUUCUGACUUUUCUGCAAGCUUCUCUGAUAUCAGGAUCUUGCCAGGUUCCAUGAUUGUAUCUUCUGAUGAUACAUCAGGUUCACCAACUGAUAGAGAAGGGAAACUUGAUGAGGCCGUGGAGUUGGAGAAUGAAAAGGACUUAACUGAGAUGCCAUUGAAGAGGCGGAGUGAUGAACAUGAACCUGAACAGAGAAAGAAGAUUAAGAGGAGGAAUCAGGCAAUCUAUGCUGCAAUAGAUGGUGAUGAUGAUGAUGAUGAUGAUGAUGCAUAAGACAAUUUACUUAGUACUACGUGUAGAUGUGUAAUUUUUGAGACCCUAUUUUUAGAGUUGAAUUUUUGAUUAAAGACUUUGUAAUAAUGAAAUUACAUAAGAGAAUUUUAGUUAGAUAUUGACUUUGUCUUAAGGCCUUUGUAUGUUUUGAAUAUAAACAUAUUAAAGUUUCAUAUAUUCAC